UGUACAGUCAGCUGCAUAAGUAGCUACACACUACACUUUUGUACCGUAUCAAACUACCUACUAAACAAAACGACAAUGGUUGAAUGAACAAACAGGAAGUUGGUGAGUUUGACAAGGUUCAAAAGUGUUACUACUUAUGCAGCUGACUGUACUUCUAAUCCAGUGGCUGACAUAUCCCUGUCUUAACAAAAUUGAAUGAAACUAACACUUAUCUGGCUAACAUUUUCACAGCAGUGACAAACCACAGACCGACUCUAGCGUUGUAAACUAAAAAGUAGAAUAUUUACUCUUUCUUCAUUCAUAUCACACCCUAAACACAUUAAUUAUAUCUAUCCCAACUAAACUUUAUUGUACCUUACAGAAUCCUUUAUAACGCCGGAAGUACCAAAGAGAUAUGAAAACGAAAAUCAACUACACAAUUUAACGGUCUACAGUAGGGAUCAUCCUACCGAGUGCUCCACUCAAGACCUGGAUGUGAAACCUGACCACCUGUGUACUGACAUGGAUGACACAAUAACUGUUAAGGGCAACAUUUUGACGGAAUUUCAUGAAAUUGAAACUGAAAUCAAGAAGGAAUCAGAGAAUGUUGUACCAAAUGAAUUGCCAUUUUACAGAAACAGAAUUAUACUCGGCAAGAUACAUGUAGACGAGUCUGACGAAGAACGAGAAAUUGAUGCACCAGGAGACUGUAAUAAUGUUGUAAACAUCAAAACAAACAAUGAUCAAGAUUUGGCAGGCUCAAUAUACACUGAUGUAAAUAGAAGCAUGAGGAUAACUAAACAGUAUUAUGAAAUGGAAAAAUGUUUGGGAGCGAAAAUUAUUCUAACAAACUGUUAUACAACUCUAUUGAACAACAACUGUUACUGUGCUCAGUGUGCAGUGUUGUUCCCCACCACUGAAGCGUAUAGUGAACAUUACACGAGCACACACACCGAGACCACUCACUCAACUAAUGCCUCGGCUUCUCUUGUGAAAGGAAAACAAAUCAUAUACCCACGUGAGAAAGCAUUUGUGUGUGACUCCUGCAUGAAAAUAUUCAGCAGAAAAAGCAGCUUGAUAAAGCACAUUUCAAUUCACACUGGCGAAAAGCCAUUCGAGAGUGACAUUUGCAAGAACACAUCGAGGCAUCGGUCCACAACGAAAAGACACAAGUUACUUCACACUGGGGAAAAGCCCUUCCAGUGUGACAUUUGCGCGAAAACAUUCAACCUUUUAAGUAGUUUAAAGAGACACAAGUUACUUCACACUGGCGAAAAGCCAUUCCAGUGUGACAUUUGCACGAAAUCAUUUAACCAAAUAUAUAAUUUGAAGACCCACAAGUUAACUCACACUGGCGAAAAGCCAUUCGAGUGUGACAUUUGCAUGAAAACAUUUAAACGAAGAAGUCAUUUGAAGAGCCACAGCUUACGACACACUGAAGAAAAACCAUUCCAUUGUGAAACUUGCAAGAAAACAUUCAAAUAUGUAUUGUCUUUAAAACUACACAAAUUAACUCAUACUGGUGAAAAGCCUUUUAAGUGUGAAAAUUGCACGAAAACAUUUUACGAAAAAAGUAAAUUAAAGAGACACAAGUUACUUCACACUGGGGAAAAGCCCUUCCAGUGUGACAUUUGUACGAAAACAUUUAGACGAAGAAGUCAUUUGAAGCUCCACAAGUUAAUUCACACUGGAGAAAAACCAUUCGAGUGUGACAUUUGCAAGAAAACAUUUAAACGAAGAUGUUAUUUGAAGAGCCACAGCUUACGUCACACUGAAGAAAAGUGUGAAAUUUGCACGAAAACAUUUAACGAAAAAAGUGAAUUAAAGAGACACAAGUUACUUCACACUGGGGAAAAGCCCUUCCAGUGUGACAUUUGUACGAAAACAUUUAGACGAAGAAGUCAUUUGAAGCGCCACAAGUUAAUUCACACUGGAGAAAAACCAUUUCAGUGUGAAACUUGCAAGAAAACAUUCAAAUAUGUAUCGGUUUUAAAACUACACAAAUUAACACACACUGGUGAAAAGCCAUUCCAGUGUGACGAUUGCACGAAAACAUUUUAUCGAAGAUGUCAUUUGAAGAGCCACAAGUUAAUUCACACUGGCGAAAAGUCAUUCCAGUGUGACGUUUGCAUGAAAACAUUUUGGCGUAAAGAUAGUCUUAAGAGGCACAUCAUGUUACUUCACACUGCAACUUCAUUCUGAAGAAAUGUGUCGGAAAAAAUGUUAGAUC
Molecule: messenger RNA, 2209 nt
Organism: Plutella xylostella (diamondback moth)
Lineage: Eukaryota; Metazoa; Arthropoda; Insecta; Lepidoptera; Plutellidae
Biological process (GO): regulation of transcription by RNA polymerase II
Cellular component (GO): nucleoplasm
Molecular function (GO): DNA-binding transcription repressor activity, RNA polymerase II-specific; RNA polymerase II cis-regulatory region sequence-specific DNA binding
Source: RefSeq, a predicted model, not a curated record